CGGCGCCUCACCUCAGUCUCACCCUGCCGAGCAAAGGCUGUGGACGCUGAGACUCUACACCACAACAGCAAAACACAGAAGCCAAACCAGAUAUGGACUGAAAUAUCGGCUGCACUGAUUCUGGGCUCAGGAGUGUUUUUUUUGGUUUAGUUGAGGAAGAGUUCUCGAUGCUGCUGUGACACAAAAACAAGGAUCAUGCUGUCUCACCGCAGAGGCAAGAGCCUCUCUGAUGCCAUCACCCUGGAACAGUCAGAAGAUGGCGGAGUGGUCGUUUCCAGAAUCAACAACGAUGCCACUGGAAAUCAGGGUCUGAGGAAGGGGGAUGAAAUUUUGGGGGCAACAAUUGAUUUUGACAAACUGUCAAAAGAGGAGGUGCUAAAUGUAUUGAAAAUGAUAGAGCCCUUUGAUGACAACGUCAAGGUCCUCACCAGGAACACACUGAGCAGAAGCCUCGGUGAUCUGGACCAAUGUGGCAGACAGAGUCCUAAGACGAUGCUAAAUGACUCCUACAGCAAACUCUACAAUGCCAAAAUCAAGAGGUUCAUGAAGGAUGACAUGCGUGGUGUGGAUGCAGGCGGUGUGAGCAGCAAGCUAACUGCAGCAGGCUUGUCCAAUGUCAGCCUAAAACAUGACAUGGGGUUGCCCCGCCUUGGAGUUGACUUUGGACUUCUAAAAGCAAACACUCUGAGCACAGAUGAUGAUAGUGAUGAUUCAGAAUCUGAUGAUAGAUCAGCUGGAAGAGUGACAGAUGGCAGCAAUCUGAAUCUGCCACCUUUGGGUCUUGGUGGAGUUCAGAUACCAAGAUUUGAAGAUGACGCUGAAAGUCCACAGCUUAAUGGUCCAGACUUCGAUCUGUCUGGAACAUUACCAAAAGGUCCAAAUACAAACACUGCAGGUGGUAUGCAACUGUCAAACACUGAUAACCCAUCAGUUGACUUUAGAAUGCCACAUCUGGAAAGACCUCAUAUCGAACUGGAAGGCAAAGGGAUUUCUCGUGCUCAAAAAAUGCAAGGCUCAAAUACUCAUACUCCUGAAAUGGAGAUGAACUUAAGUGGAGGAAAUGUAUCUGGUCCAUCCUUCAACACUAGUGCUCCCAGAGUGAGCAUUGAAGGAACCAAAAAAGAAUUCAAAAUGCCAAAAUUCAAACUACCUGACCUUGGUCUAUCUGGAACUUCUUAUAGUGCUACAGAAUUUGAGACUGAAUCACAAGGCCUGGAUGUUCCUUCAGAUAGACUUAAUCCUAAGUAUUCCCAGAGACUCAAAAAGCCAAAUCUGAAUGUGGAUGAUCUUUCUGGCUAUGUAGAGUCACCUAAACUUUCAUUGUCUGGUAGAUCACCUGACCUAGACCUAGAAAUGCGAGGUGUCAGUGUAUCCAAACACAAUCUAAAGGGACCCAAUGUGGACACACCCUCCGGUGGAAUCAAAGUGACAUCCAUCAAACCACAGAUCGAUCUUAGAUCUCCAGACUUAGAUUUGGAUGCACCAGCUGGUCAACUCACUAUGCCUAAAUUUGGAUUCUCGGGCAAGGGUGGAGCUGAUGUUAAAACACCUGAUCUAGGGCUCAAAACGCCAAAGAUAAAAGGUGAUAUCCAUGCCCCUGAUAUAAAUCUACCCAAAGCUGACGUAAAAGGUAUAUCUGGAAAAUACAAGGCUCCUAAAUUUGCCAUGCCAAAGUUUGAUUUACCGGACAUUGAAGUUCCUGAUAUUAAAGGAUUCAAUGGGAGACCAGAUGUGCAUUUGUCUGCACCUGAUCUAAAAGCUGGAAUUGCAGAGCCAAAUGUUGACUUGAACAUGACUAGCUCAUCAGGUAAGCUUAAAAUGCCUGUAGCUGGGCUAUCUGGGUCUAAGAUUACAGGACCUGAAUAUAAGUUAAAAACUCCAGACAUUGAUGUAUCUGCUCCCAGGUUUAAAGAGGGCAUUGGUUUGCAUCUCAAAGACCCAAAACUAGAUCUAAAUACCCCUGAUGUUGACAUUAACAUGCCUUCUGGUAAAUUGGACAUUGGAGCAGAUGCUCCAUCUGGCAAGUUUAAAAUGCCAAAAUUUAAGAUAUUUGGAACACUGCCAAAGAAUAAAGAUGUAGAUAUCAAUGCAGGGAUUAGAACACCUAAACUAAAGACUGGUGAACUAAGGACUCCAGACUUUGAUCUGUCAGCACCCAAAUUCAAAGGGGCUAUUGAUUCCCGAGAUAUGAAUUUGGACCUAAAUAAGCCCAAAUUAGAUCUAUCUGGACCAGAUGUAACGUCAAGCAAAUUCCAAAUGCCUGAAUUUAACUUUUCAGGCACAUUGCCAAAGGGACCAAAGUUAGAUGUAAACACGGAUCUAAAAUCACCAGAUCUAGGUUUUAAGGGUGGCAUUGAUGCCCCUGAUUUGGACUUACCAGACAUGCACCUUAAGGGUCCUAAGUUGGAUAUGAAUACUCCAGAUGUCAAUAUGGGUUCACCCAAAGCAAAAUUAAAAAUCCCUAAAUUAAAGAUGCCUAAAUUUAAUCUUCCAGGAGUAAACGGACCAGAGAUUAAUGGCAAUUUAGAUAGGCCAGACCUUGACAUUGAUAUACCCAAUGUAAAUCUCAAAGGUCCAAAUGCUGACUUGGAAAUACCAGGUGUCGAUAUUGCUGGUCCAUCAGGGAAAUUCAAGAAGCCGAACUUGAACCUACCUGAGUUGGGGGGUGAAAUUAAUCCACCAGAUCUAAAAAUGCCCAAGGUUGACCUGAAAGGCCCAAAGGUAGACCUUAAAGCUCUAAAAAUGCCAGAGCUUCAUGCUCCAGACUGGGAUGCCAGUGCUCCCUCAGGAAAACUAAAAAUGCCUAAAUUUAGCCUACCAAGCCUAAGAGGACCUGACAUUGAUGGAAACUUCAACCAUCCAGAUGUAGAUAUAAAUGCACCCAAGGUCAACCUCAAAGGUCCUAAAGCUGACUUGGAUGUUGACAUGGCGGGUCCAUCAACAAGAUUCAAAAAGCCAAACUUGAAUAUGCCUGAGUUUGGGGGUGAAAUAAAUCCACCGGAUCUAAAAGGCAAACUGGAAAUGCCAGAGCUUCAUGCUCCAGACUGGAAAAUGAAAAUGCCUAAGUUUAGUUUACCAAGCUUAAAAGGACCUGAGAUUGAUGGAAAAUUAGAUGGCCCAGACGUGGAUAUAAAUGCACCCAAGUUAAACUUCAAAUCACCCAAUCUAGAUUUGUCUGGUCCGGACUUCAGUGGUGGAAUAAAUACACCAGAUCUAAACAUGCACAAUGUUGACCUAAAAAGCCCCAAACUGGACCUUAAUUCCCCUAAACUCAACUUAGACAUGCCGUCAGGUAAACUGAAAAUGCCAACCCUGGCAAAACCAAAGGCAGAACUUCAUGCCCCAGACUGGGAUGUUAAUGCUCCCUCAGGCAAAUUGAAAAUGCCCAAGUUUAAUCUUUCAGGUACAUUGCCAAAGGGACCAAAUUUGGACAUAAAAACAGAUUUAAAGCGUCCAGAUUUCAGUCUCAAAUCUCCGAAGAUAAAUGGUGGAAUUGAUGCACCAGACUUGAACUUACCAAAUAUGAACUUAAAAGCUCCAAAAUUAGAUGUGAAUGCUCCAGAUGUUAACAUUGGUUCUCCUAAAGGGAAAUUAAAAUUCCCCAAAAUUAAAAUGCCGAAAUUUAGCUUCCCAAGCUUAAAAGGACCUGAAAUUGAUGGAAAUAUAGAUGGCCCAAAUGUAGAUAUAAACGCACCAAAGGUCAACCUUAAAGGUCCCAAAGCUGACUUUGAUGCUGAUUUUGAUGGUCCGUCGGGAAAAUUUAAAACACCAAACUUGAACUUGCCAAAAUUUGGACUGUCUGGCCCCAACAUUGAUGCCCCUAAGUUGGACUUCAAAUCACCUAACCUAGAUUUGUCUGGUCCAGACCUCAGUGGUGGAAUAAAUGCACCAGAUCUAAACAUGCCUAAGGUGGACUUAAAAAGCCCCAAAAUGGACUUUAAUUCCCCGAAACUCAACUUAGACAUGCCAUCAGGCAAACUGAAAAUGCCAACACUGACAAAACCAAAGGCAGAGCUUAAUGCACCAGACUGGGAUUUUAAUGCUCCCUCGGGUAAACUGAAAAUGCCUAAAUUUGAUCUUUCAGGUACAUUGCCAAAAGGACCAAAUUUGGACAUAAACACAGAUUUAAAGCGUCCAGAUUUCAGUCUCAAAUCUCCAAAGAUAAAUGGUGGAAUUGAUGCACCAGACUUGAACGUACCAAAUAUGAACUUAAAGGCUCCAAAAUUAGAUGUGAAUGCUCCAGAUGUUAACAUUGGUUCUCCUAAAGGGAAAUUAAAAUUCCCCAAAAUUAAAAUGCCGAAAUUUAGCUUCCCAAGCUUAAAAGGACCUGAAAUUGAUGGAAAUAUAGAUGGCCCAAAUGUAGAUAUAAACGCACCAAAGGUCAACUUUAAAGGUCCCAAAGCUGACUUUGAUGCUGAUUUUGAUGGUCCGUCUGGAAAAUUUAAAACACCAAACUUGAAUAUGCCUAAUUUUGGUCUGUCUGGUCCCGACAUUGAUGCCCCGAAGUGGAACUUAAAAUCACCUAACCUAGAUUUGUCUGGGCCAGAUCUCAGUGGUGGAAUAAAUGCACCAGAUCUAAACAUGCCUAAGGUGGACUUAAAAAGCCCCAAAAUGGACUUUAACUCCCCCAAACUGAAUUUAGACAUGCCGUCAGGCAAACUGAAAAUGCCAACACUGACAAAACCAAAGGCAGAGCUUCAUGCACCAGACUGGGAUUUUAAUGCUCCCUCAGGAAAACUGAAAAUGCCAAAAUUUGAUCUUUCAGGUACAUUGCCAAAGGGACCAAAUAUGGACAUAAACACAGAUUUGAACCUGAAAGGCCCAAAGGUAAAGGGAGGAAUUGAUGGUCCUGACUUCAACAUGCCAAACAUGGACCUUAAAGCUCCAAAGUUGGAUGUCAACACCCCUGAUGUCAACAUUGGCUCACCCAAAACAAGGUUUAAAAUGCCCAAACUGAAAAUGCCUAAAGUUCAUCUACCAACCUUACAAGGACCUGAGAUUGAUGGCAAUUUAGAUGGUCGAGGCCUUGACAUCAAUGCACCUGACAUCAACCUCAAAGGGCCCAGAAGUGGCUUUGAAAUGCCAGAUGUUGGUUUUGGUAGUCGGUCUGAAAGAAUGAAAAUGCCACAUUUGAAAAUGCCAGAUGUGGGAUUUUCUACUCCGGAUUUAGAUGGACCACACUUUGACCUCAAGACACCAAAUCUUAAUGCCAAACUACCGAAGGGACCCAAUUUGAACAUUAAUUCAGACCUAAAAUCCCCUGAUUUGAAUCUCAAAACUCCAAAAUUGGGUUUACCAGAUGUGGAUCUUAAAUCUCCAAAGUUCGACAUGAACACUCCAGAUGUCAACCUUGGUUUACCUGAUGCAAAGUUCAAAAAACCCAAGAUGCCAAACAUCCCAAAUAUCGAUAUAAAUGGAGACCUACGGCGACCCGACGUCAGUAUUCCUAAUGUAAACAUUAAUGGUCCAAAUGGAAAAUUGAAAAUGCCAAGUGUAAAUAGACCAGACCUCAGUCUGUCUGGACCUAAGGCAAAAACACCAGACAUAAAUUUGCCCAAUACCAGCUUCACAGGUCCCAAGCUAAACCGACAUGACCUAAGAAUAAAUGACAACAUAGGGCAACCUGACAUAAACCUUAAUGCCCCCCAUGUUAAAGGAAGAAUCAGAAGUCCAGACUUUGAUAUGAAUGUUCCCUCUAGAAACUUCCAGGGUCCUCAGACUGAUCUUGAUCUUGACAGAAAAUUCAAACUCCCUUCUUUUAAGCUUCCUCAGUUGGGAGGCCCAGGUCUCAAUAACACAGGGUCUGACAUUGAUUUUGGUGCACCUUUGAGACCAACAAAUCUUGAUAUUUCUCCCCCUAAUGCAAAAAUGAAUGCAAAACCAGUAGAAUUGAGGGGGAACAUCAGAGGUCCAAAUAUUAAUGCUCCUAAUGUGGAUGCCCAUAUGCCUAAAGCAGCAAUGAGGAAUCCACAGCUGCAUCUUAAAUCUCCAGAACUGAACCUUGAUGAUCCUUCUUUCAGUUUCAGAGGACCCUCACAUAAGCAUCGCAUAUCUGAUACAACAGGUAUGAAUAUGAGGAUCCCUGAUCUGGAUGUAGAUGGAGAUCUCAGACCAAGACAUAGUGAUAGAAAGUCACAUCAUGGCCACGUUAUUGAUUUUAACCGAUCAGAUCUCAACAUUGACGAUUUCACAGGAAAGGAUCAUGUGCUCAGGGCCAGAGCCUCAAAGCCAGACCUCCAGAUGUCUCAUAGUUAUAGACAGGUGUACUCUCCAUCAGUUGUCCAUACUGACAUGAAGAACCUGGUGCACACCAGAAGAGUCCCAGCUGGUGACAUUAAUGUACAUUCAAAGCAGCAGAGAACAAUGCAGCAUGCAGCUAAUGUACGAGUACCACAUUUAUCUCAAGAUGCACGGGUAAGAGUACCUGACACCUCUGAUGGAUACUACAUCACAGUUUUUCCUACUGUGGCACAAAAUCAAAAAAUGCCAAAUCGUAAACACAACACUCUUGGACGGCCUGACUUACAUCCAGGAAACAUAGAACUUGAAGUUCCAAAUGAGAAUGACCAGAAGGGGUCAACGUUUUUUUUCUCUGACCUUGUGUAGGUUCAAUUCACGUUUCCCGUGACAUCAUUUGUUUGUGUUUUUGUAUUUUUUUUUGUCUUUUAUUGAUUUAAUAUGAGUUUGUUUUUUUAUAAACAAUCAUGUCUCUUUUUGAUUUAUUUAAUUUGUUUUGUAUAUAAAGCCCCUCCUCUUGCUUUGUAAUGGUGUAAAUUGAUUACAAAGCUGCAUGUUUGCACUUAACUCAAAUGUUUUUACAUUUUGUGUUUAUUAGUUUUUAUACUGUUUUAAAACAUGUACAUGUGCAUAUUUAGCCUUAGGAUGAAAAAAUCUCUUGAAAUUUGCUGAAACACAAUUGUUUAUAUUUUAUUUUGAGAAACCCACCAUGUUUAUAUUCAUUGUAGAUGUACAGAGCAUUUUCAGCAUACAUGCACUUGUUUAAUACAUAUUUAAAUAAAGUCUUUACAUACAUAUUUUGUUGUAAAUACAUAUUUAAUUAGUCUUUUACUGAGUAUUUGUACCGCACACAUUAUGUAAUAGUUAAACCUGCUCAAGAAUUAUUACUGAUUAUAUUAGAAAACUUGUAGAUUUGAUUUAACAGGAGUUAUUUUAUUGUAUAUCAUCUAUAUAUAUCAUGUAAAAAAAUGAUGCAUGUUUCUAUUUUAUUAUGCAUAUGGUAUUCAGAAAAAUUAUAGAGAUUAUUGAAGUAAGCCAUUUAGCUUCUUUCAGGGAAAUAACACACCUAUGUACAUUGAGUAGCCAUUUUAAGGGUGACUGUAAAAAAAACAUUGUUACAAAAUGGACCAAGAGGCCACAGGAAACAUUUUGCUGCCAUUAUUUACUCAAAGCUUCCAAUAUGUAAAUAACAAUAAUAACAAUAAACGUUGAAUUUGCCA
Molecule: messenger RNA, 7457 nt
Organism: Solea solea (common sole)
Lineage: Eukaryota; Metazoa; Chordata; Actinopteri; Pleuronectiformes; Soleidae
Product: neuroblast differentiation-associated protein AHNAK
Exons: 5
Coding region: 196-6606 (2136 amino acids)
Biological process (GO): regulation of RNA splicing
Cellular component (GO): cytoplasm; nucleus
Source: RefSeq, a predicted model, not a curated record